Ilex paraguariensis (yerba mate) is the source of this 345-nucleotide messenger RNA. The record is from the annotation of a GenBank genome assembly. Lineage: Eukaryota; Viridiplantae; Streptophyta; Magnoliopsida; Aquifoliales; Aquifoliaceae.
AUGGCCUCCAUGAUUUCCUGUAAGAUUGUGGAUAUAAUGCUCACAACUCUUCUGCUUAGUUCUAUUCUGAUUAGUGAGACAAAUUUCUGCAUAUACACAACCACGAACACCGAUUCUGGUUUGGAGACCUUGCUUGCUGCAUACAGUGCAUUUGGUAGCUAUGGGAGCAGCUAUGUACAUCCACAAACCCCAUCAUCUGUGGCCCAGACUGCUGCUUAUGGUGCUUAUCCUUCUACAUAUGUGGCCCAGCAAAGUUACGCUCCAUCAUCCACAGCUGCAACCUUGACUACAGCGCAGCAACCUACUUCAGCUCCUCCUCAGGCUUAUUAUGGCAGUAAUUACUGA